AUGUCCGGAGAGACCAAAGCCCCCUCCUCCUAUGAGGGAGACGAGGAAGAGGAAGAGGAGGUGGAGAGCGACUCCCCCCGCAAGGGGAGGAAGAAGAAAAGGGCGGCCACCGAAGACCCUCAGGGGGAGACGGACAAGAGGGGGAAAUUGACCCUUCAGGAUAGUUCGGACUCUGAUGCCGAACUGGUCUCUAAAAGACCUCCCAGGGCGAAGCCCCUGGCCGAAAGCCCUCCCCGCGACCUCCCGAACACUUCGCUAUCGGAGGGGAGUUCUCUGCCGCCUGAGAUGGCGAAGAGCGAGAUGCCGCCACGAGCCCCCUCGCCCCUCACCGCGGAUGACACCGAGGUAUUAUCCCAAAGGACCUCUCCUGGCCAUGGAGGGGCGGGCGAGGCUGUCGAGAAGGAGACCGAGGUUGGUGCAGCCAACGUCGAGACCCUCAAAGGCGCCCUUGCCCAAGCCCAACAAGAGGCGAAGGCAAACAAGGCAGCCGCUGAUAAAGCGUCUGCAGAGCUGAAGACCGAACAGGCUGCCCGCCGACAACACGAAGCUCGGGUAGCCAAGGUCGAACAUGAGCUGAAGGACUCCAUCCUCAAAUGCGAGGGUCUGGAGGAGAAGGUUUUGGCCCAAUCGUCCGAACUAGCGAAAGCUCUCCAGGAUGCUAAGGCGGCACGGGUCGAGUCCCGAAGUGCUCGCGAGGAGAUCCACCAUGCGAAGCAAAUAGCAGCUGAUCUUCCGAAGAGUGCCGCCGAUGCCGCGCAGUUCUUCCGACCCCAAGAGUGGAACUCGACCGAGAAGCUGUUCUAG
This is a messenger RNA of Aegilops tauschii subsp. strangulata, 804 nucleotides long. The record is from RefSeq and is a predicted model, not a curated record. Lineage: Eukaryota; Viridiplantae; Streptophyta; Magnoliopsida; Poales; Poaceae.